AUGCCGCUUAGUCUCCCGUACACGUACCGCGAGACGGACGACCGGCUUGUGGUCAAUGUCAUCCCCGAGGGUGUGGUGGGCAAGGUGGAGGCCGGCAAGGUGGACGUCUUCUGCCACGGCGCGUAUCUCAAGCUCUUCUACCCUCCGCACCAUGUUGUUCAUCUGGAUUUGCAUGACGCUGUGGAGGGCGACUCGCUCAAUGUGCUUGUCUCUCAAGAUCUCAUCACCCUCACCGUCGACAAGGCGCCAUCAGCCCGUGGCGAGUGGCCCUCACUCCUCUGCUCCUCGGCCGAUCGCGCCACUCUGGCUGCUCGCCGUGCUGCCUUUGUCGAUGCCGCGGCAGAGGCAGCUGUCGAAAAGGCAAAGGCCGCAAAGGUGGCGGCAGCUCGCACAUCGCGCGAGGCGGUUGCGGCUUCUGUGGAUGUCGGCAGGCGCAAGCGCGAGCUCAUGGCCGAGCGCAAGGCCGCCGAAGAGGCUGCCGCCAUGGCCGAUGUCUACUCGGCUGCUGCUGCCGAAGCCGAGGCCGCCGCCGCCGCCAAGGUCUCACAGCCAUCGCCCGUGUCGAGGGCCCAGGCGUUGGCAGCGCGCAAGGCGCGACAGGCUGCCGCCGAAGCGUCGCUGCCCCCUGUCCGCGCCACGACCGAGAUCGAGGUCGGGUUCUCAGAGCGGGUUGCGCAGGAGGAGGCCAUUCUCAAGCGGUCGACGACGGCGCUGGCGGAUGACGAUGGCGCGGGCGGACAGGCUAACAUUGCCGACGCCUCUGCGCAGUGGCUCAAGCUCAAGGGCGACGAGUUUCUGCUCAGCGCCGACAUCCCGUCGGCGCUCAAUGCGUACGACCGGGCCAUCGAGAUUGAUCCCAAUUUUGCACUCCUCUUCUCCAACCGCGCCAUUUGCCAGUUGCGGCUCUCGCGGUUCGAGGCGUGCGUGUCAGACGCAUCACAGGCACUGGCGCUGGCUGCACUCCAUGCGCCUUCGGCGCCGCGCUCGCCGCUCGUUCUCAUCCGCCGUGGCACUGCGCUGCUGCGGCUCGGCCAGCUCGACGCUGCUGCCGACGACUAUGUCGAGGCUGCGGCGGCAGUCGCUGACCCGGUUGUCGCCGCAGACACCGCCAAGCUGCUGUGGCGCCUGACGUCUAGCUACCGCGAUCAUGCCGCAGCCUGCCUCGGCGCCGGGCGAGCCGACACUGCCGCGGCGUCGCUCGACAAGGCCAUCGGCCGUGCGCGAAACCCACAGGAGCAGGUGGCUGUUGCACUCGGCCACAUUGAUAUGCUCGACCAAGCUACAUUCUCAGCAGAGACUGCCGAUAUGCGGGCCAAGUAUGCGUCAGUUGCCCCUGCGGCGGCGAGACCGACUUUGCUCUCCCGUGGGAUGUGACGGUACUGGAGCAGAUUCGCGCGCGUGUAGCGGGUCUUUAACGCUUAGCGCGCUUGGAGCGGCGUGCGGUCGGUGGCUCGGCAGCGGGCUCGGCGACCGGCUCGGCAGCGGGCUCGGCGGUCGGCUCGGCAGUAGGCUCGGCACGCUUCCGCUUCCGGGAU
Thecamonas trahens ATCC 50062 is the source of this 1535-nucleotide messenger RNA. RefSeq lists its product as uncharacterized. NCBI's taxonomy places the organism in Eukaryota, Apusomonadida, Apusomonadidae. Gene Ontology annotation, molecular function: protein binding. Gene Ontology annotation, biological process: cilium movement; outer dynein arm assembly; inner dynein arm assembly. Bases 1 to 1374 code for a protein of 457 amino acids. The record is from RefSeq and is a predicted model, not a curated record. The transcript has 3 exons.